UGAGUAGGUAGGUGCAGUCAUCAGCGUCUGCGUUCAGUGUACCUAUCGUGCGUCGGAGUUGCCAGUUGCUACUCGACAUUCGUCAGUUGAGUGAGCGCUGCGAUAGCGUGCACAACGAGGCACCGUAAAAUGGCUGGAUCGAAAACGGUGUGGCAGUGCGCUAUUUUGUUUUUGUUUACUGUUAUAGCUGAAGCUGCGCUCUCUGGACUUUACAUCGAUAAUGGAGUAGAUCAAACAAUCAUACAUCAUUCUAUGACACGUCACGAAAGGCAAGUUGUUGAACAUGAAAUUCUAGAGCUUUUGGGACUCGGCGAAAGACCGCGGCGUUCUCAAUCACCGCCUCUAGAUCGGUCAGCGCCAAGUUUUUUGCUAGAUGUAUACAAACAAUUAGCUGAAGAACAUGAACAAGCACGUCCCACUCGGAGUUCAGAGAUGGCUCUUAGCGGCGAGGAACAGCAAGCAAUAGACGAAAGCGAUCUUAUUAUGACAUUUCAAAGCAAAAAGCAUCAUUUAGGCGUUUUGCGCCAUGGCCACGGAAGGCACAUAUGGUUUGAAGUCACGGGAGCACCCAGCGAUGCCUCGUCCCUGCUAACCGCUGAACUAAGACUGCAUCAAGCUGCAUCCCACACAGUAGACCCUACAGCACUCUAUACAGUUGUAGCCCAUCGUGUGAUAAGCGUCGAUAACUUGGGGAGUAUGCAAAUGGAGCAAGUUGCCGCUGUUAAUACCAGUGCUGGGGCUGAGGGGUGGUUAGAACUCAACGUGACAGGCGCUUUGGCGUCGUGGCUCGGCGCACCAGCUGACAAUCGGGGGUUUUUCAUAACUUUACAUCCUCAUACCCAACCUGAACGACAUGUGAAACCUGAAGAGAUAGGUUUGGAAGAAAACCACGGCGCUAACUCAGAGGGAAAACAACCAUUUUUGGUGGCGUUUUUCAAAAAUGGCCCUAAACUUGGUAGCGCGGAUGCUGGUGCGAGACGAAAGCGGGAAGCGAGGCGGUGGCGAACACACGGGUACUCAGAGAAUUAUUUAAAGAACCCAUUAACAGACACAUCACAUUGGACGACACGAAGCUGUGAAAUACAAACCUUGUAUGUUAGUUUCAAAGAUUUGGAAUGGCAGGAUUGGAUCAUAGCACCCGAAGGAUAUGGUGCAUUUUAUUGCAGCGGGGAAUGUAAUUUUCCUUUAAAUGCACAUAAAAAUGCGACGAAUCAUGCCAUCGUGCAGACAUUGGUGCACUUACUUAAUCCAACUCAGGUACCCAAACCAUCCUGCGCUCCGAUCAAACUAUCUCCAAUAUCAGUGUUAUACUAUACGGAUGAUUCAAAUGUAAUUCUGCGUAAAUACAAAAACAUGGUUGUCAAAAGUUGUGGUUGCCAUUAAUAUUAUUAACACUUAAAUGAAACACUAGUCUGUAAUCCAUCCAGUAAUCUUACCGAGUUAUGUAACAUUUUUGUAAUAAAUUGUUACUGGGUAUUAAUUUGAAUGUAAAUUAAUUUAUUGCGUUCAAUAAAACUUAAUUUAGGAUUGGAAUUUGAAUCUCAAUGUCAGUAAUGUAUGAUAUAUUUUUAAACUAGAUAUUAUAUGUAUUUCUUUAUAUCGUCUGUUAAAUUUCAAAUGCUUUCUUGUCUUUGUUUUGUGUACGCGAUAUAUUUUAAAUCAAACUUCUUCUCAUAUCAGUUUGGUUAAAUUAGCCCUAAAAAUAUCGGUUAGUCAUGAAAAAUUUGCAUAGAGCUAAAAAUGGAAUGAAACUUGGUACAUGAUUAUAGAUGGAAUGUAAAUAGUCCCAAUGGAUUCUUUCUUGCAAAAUUAUUUAUUCAAGAUAUAUAAGUAUAUUAUUUGCGUUAUUCAGCCCAGUGGUAGUAGCUUUAUGAUUAAAAUAUAUCAAACCAAAAACGCAGAUAUGCAAUAAUCCAUAAAAAAUGAUUUUUUUUUCCUAAACGUCACCGUUUCUGUAAUGUUUGAAAGAAUUUUUGAAAGAAUAUAAAAAAUUUUGAUCACGAGGCGGGAUACGAACCCGCGCUUUUUGCCUAACGUAGCUACGGUAAAUUUUUUCUAUUCUUUCAAAAUUUGAAUACACUGAUGUUCUGACUUCUGAUAAUAAUUGAAACAGCGAUAGAUCAGUUCAACUUGACAAAAACAACAACUAUUGUUGGUGAAGACGUAGUUCUAGAAACAUAUCUAACAGCUUGAACUGCUACCACUAAAAUAUUUCAUAUUUUAUAAUAGCUUAACUUCAAUAACAGAUAUGUUCUAAAGAAAGUUUAUCAGGUAGUUUUUAAUGUGCCAUCAUUUUUUCGCUCUAUUUCAAAAUUUCAUACAUUAUUGCAAUAUCAACAAUUUUUACAAUUAAAUGUUAGCUCUAGACUAAAAAAAACAACAAGCAAGGCUAUUUGUGAACUAUGAUCUUAAAUAAAUUAUUUUACAAUAUUCGACAUCCGUACCAAUUGUCAGCUCUAUGCGAAUUUUACACUUUGAUAUGCCUUUUUUGACCUCUGGUCAUAAGAAUAUACAAGUGUAAUUAUCAUUAUUUUUUAAUAAGAAUGUUACAUUAUAGGUGUAAGCGUCGAAUUUAAUUAACAUUUUAUGUGCCAAUUAAUUGAGUCAAACUAUUUUAGCUUUAAUUUUUAUGAGUAUAAUUUAGAAGAGAAUGUGAAAUAUACGUUCAUAAUUUUUA
Messenger RNA from Zerene cesonia (dogface butterfly), 2677 nucleotides. It is a transcript of the gene gbb, whose product is annotated as protein 60A. The transcript is spliced from 7 exons. Lineage: Eukaryota; Metazoa; Arthropoda; Insecta; Lepidoptera; Pieridae. Gene Ontology annotation, cellular component: extracellular region. Gene Ontology annotation, biological process: BMP signaling pathway; SMAD protein signal transduction. The coding region runs from base 130 to 1383 and encodes 417 amino acids. The record is from RefSeq and is a predicted model, not a curated record. Gene Ontology annotation, molecular function: growth factor activity; cytokine activity.